GUUCCAUCUAAGUAUCUAAUCGAUGGAGCAGUGGUGGCCUCAUGAAAGCGGGGUUAGAUAUGCAAACCUUCCCAAUUGGACCUCGAAGACUCUCAUGUGGCGUGAUCUUGGUUUUGUUUAGGCAGCAACGGAGACAGAUUAUUCUUCUCCCUGGAACAAUCCUUUACGCAAAACGAAGUCAGCGAAGUCAAACUCAACCCUCGCCAGCACCUCAUAUUGCUGUUUACCAUUCACACAACAUUUAUCGCCGUCGCUGGAAGGGAGCCGACGCGGUUUACCAGUCGAUUAUGUGGGACUACAUUGUUAGGAUUCUCCUCUUCCUCCUUACCAUCAUCUCCUUUCUCCCACACUACCAGCAGAUCAUCUCACGCAAUGACUGCUCUGGCAUCUCGCCAUACUACAUCCUCUUCAACCUUGUCAGCGCAACCCACCAGUUCUUUCUAGGAUAUGCCUACGUUGUACAAUUUGACGGGACCAUGCACUUUGUCCAUGGCAACCCACGAACUCUUCUUGACUGGCUCAACUUUGUCCAACUUACCAUAGUGCUGCUCUGUUUUGUAACAUUCUUUGGCUUAUGCCUGCUAUGCCCAUCAGAUCAACCAUCAUUUCACAAAUAUAUCGCGACUAUAUUAUACAUCAUCAUCCUCGUUCUAUACUUAUGGUCGCAAUUCCCAUCGUUCAAAGAGGACAGACCGGAUAGGGGCCUUUUAGAGUCUCUGUACUACGGUGUGCUCUUCUUCUACGUCAACUACUUCAUCACCGCGAUAGGCAUCGCCUCUCUGCUUCUGCAAUGGCGGCAAGCGACGGCUCUCAGCCUCCGGGGACUUUUCUUACAGGCUGUUAUCUUUCCAGCCGUGGCUAUCUCGUGGUACUUGUUUACCUAUUACGACUGGCACCAGGAGGGGGAUCCCAAGGACCCUCCCGGUUUCCAUGGUUGGUACCUGUUUGUCGGGUUUACCGCUGUCGACAACGCAGUGUUUGCCGUAGUCCAGGGUAUUCUUUUCUACAUUGCAUGGCGGCGAGGAUUCGAUGAGGGAAAGGUACUUGGAGUUGCUGAGGCUCAGCCUUUACUUACACACUAGGCUUAGGUGUAAGAAUCUAUAUCGGCAUUAUUGGGGUGAUUUGGGUAUGUUUGGUGUCCAACUUGGCGAAGGGCAGCAAGUUUGAUUUUUCUUAUGUCUGUAUCGGCCACCACCUGCCGAUUUGAAUUGGACAUAUUCCAGUAAUCUAGGUAAUCUGGGAAUAUAUUUAGGCAUAUAUCUAGGCCGGGUCACAGCGACUUCACUCUACCUACAAAUAAGCUUAGUGUCCGAAAAAUCCAUCCAGUUC
Molecule: messenger RNA, 1329 nt
Organism: Phialemonium atrogriseum
Lineage: Eukaryota; Fungi; Ascomycota; Sordariomycetes; Cephalothecales; Cephalothecaceae
Exons: 3
Coding region: 42-1082 (346 amino acids)
Source: RefSeq, a predicted model, not a curated record